UUACGAGAGAUUUUUCUAUUUCUUCUUCUCUUGUAUUUCUAUUCUUGCUGUUAUGCUUUUAUGUAAACAUACCUCUCUGCUCAUGACAUCAUGACUUACUUCCCAAGCUACAUUGCUCCUCCUCUUUCCAUUUUUCAUUUCAGUAUUAAUAGAUCAUUUAGCAAAAAUAUGGACGGUUUCGCCUUUUUUUUUAAACGGAAUAUUUCUGAUUUCUUUGGAGUUUCUAUUUUUCUUGUAUUUCUUUUCUUCUCAGGUUAAUCCGGGUAUAUAUAUAUAUAUGUUUCUGUCUAACAGACAAAAAAAAAACUACACAAGUAUUCUUAUUUCUUUUACUUUCAAUAGCUAUCUCUAGUUUUUUCUUUAAAAAAACAUCAAUAUGAUCAUUGGUGCUUUAUAUCCUAUUGAUACUGUCGAACCCAUCCAUCCUGCUAUGAUUAUAACAAAACAACUGACAAACACUGAUUAUGUACAAAAUAUGGUGUUACCGAGAGAACAAAUUGAGUCAGUUCUCGCGGUGAUGGAUGGUGUUACAGAUGAGGGUUUAAGAAACGGUAAGGAAGUGGAUGUUUAUGAUGCAACGGAAGAAGACGAAUACAAAGUCACCAUAAAGCGUUUUAACGACGACACCAAAUAUGUUUUUGGAAAAGGUUGGAGUACAAUGAAGUAUUCUUUGGAUCUCGAAGAAGGCCAAGAACUGAAGCUCUACUGGCAUCGUGGUUACAAGAGAUUCAUUGUUCUCAAUUUUCAGUACACUCUUCUAAUGAUUUAAGUGUAGCGCACAUGCGUCUACCUCUUCGGUUUUUCUUAUUAAUUAAUAGCUCUAGUUAAUUAUGUUUUUAGAUUUUAAUAAUGGCUCUAAUUAAUUAUUAUAUUUUAGAUUUCAUUCAUAUUUUCCUAGUUAAGUGUUAAUUUCCCUAAUUUUUAAUAAAUUUAAUUAAUUGAAAUAUCUUGUGUUUCAAAAAAAAAUACCUGCGCAAGGUUAAUGAAAAUCAUUACAUAUACAAAAAAGGAACGUUUUUACAUUCGAACCUAAUUAAAACUAUUGUAGAGCUUCCACUUGUUUGUUCGAGCACAAACCAGACAUUCGUCUGCAUAAGGUAUCGCCUUCCUCAUUGCUCAGACAAUGUUAGAUUACACAAAGGCGGCCGUGUCGAGCGACUUAGCGACGUCAUCCCAGCCUCACUAGACCCCCAAA
Messenger RNA from Brassica napus (rape), 1195 nucleotides. Its product is annotated as B3 domain-containing protein At1g43171. NCBI's taxonomy places the organism in Eukaryota, Viridiplantae, Streptophyta, Magnoliopsida, Brassicales, Brassicaceae. The record is from RefSeq and is a predicted model, not a curated record. The transcript has a single exon. Gene Ontology annotation, molecular function: DNA binding. Bases 377 to 769 code for a protein of 130 amino acids.